UGGGAGUUAGGGUAGAGAUAGGCCUCGAAAUUUCCAGCCUUUUGUGUUCUACUGGUGUGUCAGCAAUAUUAUCCUUCUCUUACUGAUAUUUACAUGUCGAAUAGCUUAUAAAUCUAUCAGUGAAGCCCAACCUCAUCUGUUAAAAAGGUUAAGGGGAAGAUAAUGGGAAUUUUGAACAAGUUUGAUGUUGCGCCAUGCUUCUUCCGACUCUUCCACCAACAUGAUGAUUGAUGAUGAAAUCUAAAAAAGAAUCAACCCCAAAGAUUGUACCCUAUUAUUUUAAGGUAAGCAAAAAGUAAGGCCACUGCAUUACAUAACCAAUCUAUUUAUAUUUAUAUUUAUAUGUUUUGAUGCAUUAUAGAAUAUAGAUUUGUACAAUGAAAUUAAUAAUUUAAUUUAUAUGUAUUUAAGGACUUUUGGGAAAAUCCUUCCCCCCCGCCCCUAUUCCUAGGGUAGGAUGGUUCAAGUUCAAAUUGUCUGCUUCUAGGCUCUCGGUCCAUGGCCCAAUGGACCCGAUAAAACAAAAGAUCCGUAUCCACUAAAAUUGAGUUGCGACUUGCGCGUAUUAGUUGAGGUUCCGUAGUCUGGUUUUUCAAAAACAUCCGGCAAAAUGGUCGCCAGUAGGAUGGUUCGCGUUGCUUCAGCCGCUAAUGGAGCUGCUCGAUCAUGUUCUUCUUCUUAUGCAGAAUCUACUCCAAUAGGUAACUUGGAGAAGGCUAAAAGUCUGUUUCUUGAGAUGUUGGAUCAAGGUGUGCAUCCUAAUGUGAUCACUUUCAAUGUGUUAAUAGAUGCACUCUGCAAGAUGGAGAAGUUCGAAGAAGCGAAUCAGUUGUUGAAUUUAAUGAUUCAGAGAGGAGUAAAUCCUGAUAUAAUAACAUAUAACACAUUGAUGGAUGGGUAUUGCUUGGCUGGUAAGCUUGAUUUUGCAGGGGAUUUGUUUGCUUCCUUGCAAAGUAAGGAUAAUGGACCAGAUGUUGUUAGCUUUAAUAUAAUGAUCAAUGCUUAUUGCAAAAACUGGAAGGUUAAUGAAGCUAUGAGGCUUUACCGGGAAAUGAUCGCAAAAAGGAUUAAGCCAACGGUUAUCACGUAUAACACCUUAUUGACUGGUCUUUUCCAGGCAGGAAAGGUUGACGAAGCAAGAGAACUGUUUGGUAAGAUGCAGUUCGGUAACAUUGCACCUGAUUCUUGCACGUAUAACAUCUAUGUGGAUGGACUUUGCAAAAACGAUUGUGACUCAGAGGCACUGGAACUAUUCCAUAAGUUAGAAAGUUGCAAGUUUGAAUUUAGCAUUAAGGUGUUCAACUCCCUUAUUUAUGGGCUGUGCAAAACAAGGAAGCUUGAAACAGCUUGGGAGCUAUUUUAUGGAUUGCCAAAUAAAGGCUUGGAACCAACAGUUGUAACUUAUUCUAUAAUGAUCAAUGGGAUGUGUAAGGAAGGGCGACUUGAAAAGGCAAAUGAUUUGUUAAUAGAAAUGGAGGAAAAGGGUUGUGCUCCAAAUGUUGUCACGUUUAACACACUCAUGCAUGGUUUUACUCUGAAGAAUGAUACCCAAAAAGUAGUGAAACUUCUUCAUAAAAUGGUGGAGAAAAAAUUGUCGCCUGAUGCAUCCACUGUUGCCGCAGUUGUAGAUUUACUUUCCAAAGAUGAAGCAUAUCUUGAAACUCUGAAAUUACUUCCUACAUUUCCAGUCCAAGUGCCACCUAAUAAGGCCAGAGUGAAACUUGUUUGCGAGCUUUGAGUGUCAGUCAAAAUCCUUGACUUGACAGAGCUUCUGCAGAGACUUAACAUAUUGAGUGGAGGUUUCAAAAUGUGUUGGCUUACACACAUGUUACAUCACUUUCAUUUGAGUUCAAGCCCGGAAUUAUUAGCAUUCUCACAUUCUGAUACCAAUUCUUCAAUGUUAAUCUGUUGUAAAGUUUAUGGUUUGAAAUCCUGGGGAAAUUGCAAAGGCAGUACGUAUAAAUGUCAAUAUGGUUUGAAGGAUUAUUUGAAGGAAUAGUUGGUUCUGACAAAGUUAUUACAAGAUAGAAUCAUUUAAUUGUUGGUGGGAAAACAUUCAAUGUCUUAAAAGUUGGGAAUUUGGUUGCUUGAUCACAGUAGAAUAAUGUGUUUGUGGAGUAGUUGCUGGCAAACUCAGCUGAGAAACUAAUAUUUCUUCAUGGCAUUUACAUUAUGUAAGCCUGCAAUCAAAUCUUCUCUCAUCUUGGUUCAAGUUCAGAUUAGAAGAACAAAGCCUUCCACAGUGAAGCUGAGUUGUCCUCCAGAAUAGCCCUUCAACCAGAAUGUCUGGGAGGCAUGAAUUUUCUUCCUUGGCAUAAUAUGUAUUAUUAACUAAAUUAUCACUUUGAUACUUGCUCUAACUUUUUAUCA
Molecule: messenger RNA, 2370 nt
Organism: Gossypium arboreum
Lineage: Eukaryota; Viridiplantae; Streptophyta; Magnoliopsida; Malvales; Malvaceae
Product: pentatricopeptide repeat-containing protein At1g12620-like
Exons: 2
Coding region: 611-1738 (375 amino acids)
Molecular function (GO): protein binding
Source: RefSeq, a predicted model, not a curated record